Messenger RNA from Ostreococcus lucimarinus CCE9901, 864 nucleotides. RefSeq lists its product with no specific name. The record is from RefSeq and is a predicted model, not a curated record. NCBI's taxonomy places the organism in Eukaryota, Viridiplantae, Chlorophyta, Mamiellophyceae, Mamiellales, Bathycoccaceae. Gene Ontology annotation, biological process: reciprocal meiotic recombination; meiotic DNA double-strand break formation; meiotic DNA double-strand break processing. The transcript has a single exon. Gene Ontology annotation, cellular component: nuclear chromosome. The coding region runs from base 1 to 864 and encodes 287 amino acids. Gene Ontology annotation, molecular function: DNA topoisomerase type II (double strand cut, ATP-hydrolyzing) activity; DNA binding.
AUGUCGCUGCGCGAGCUUUAUUACGUGAUGAAUAGUCGCGGUCGACGCGGUGGUUGGCCAAGUGGUUCGACGCAAACGCGCGUGACGGAACAUCAAAUCGCGGCGACGAUUCGGAAAAUAUCACAAGCUCUGGGUGCGCCCAGAAUUGCCCUCGGAAUCGUUGCGGCUUCGAAGGGGCAGGUGGCUGGUCGAUGUCACAUCGAAACCGCCUCGGGCGCUCGAUUCGAUUGCACCGCGUGCGGGAACGAUGGGUGGGCAAUUACGGGUGAUUUAUUUGAGCUCGACGCGACGAAGAUUCACAGCGACGCAGCGUACGUGAUCGUCGUAGAGAAGGACGCCGUGUUUAAUCGUUUGUGCGCCGAACGCGUCUUUGAAAAGUUGCCGUGCGUGCUCGUCACAGCGAAAGGAUUUCCAGAUUUGGCGACUAGGAAAUUUCUCCACUUGUUGCGACGCGCGCUCGAGGACAACGACCGCGGGAACGAGGCGCAGUUUUUCGGGCUCGUCGAUUGGAAUCCGUCGGGUUGCUGGAUUCUGUCUACGUACACAGUCGGAAACUCGUCGAGCGCAAUGGACGUGUCAGAAUACGUCACGCCGCUGAAAUGGAUCGGUUUACGUUCGCAAGAUUUGUAUUUGAUCCCCGAGUGCGCGUUUCAGGCGUUGUCGAGCCGAGACGAGGCGAUGAUUAACAACGCGCUGAACGAAACCGCGGCGACGCAUCCGCUGAGACCUUUCGCGAGCGAGUUAGAAGUGAUGCAGGCGCGAGGUCAGAAGGCUGAGAUCGAAGCGUUAUACGCGAAUGAUGACAUCUCUUUCUUGCUCACCGACUUCGUGUCGUCCAAGAUUGCGGCGUUCGAGGAGGAGUGA